This is a messenger RNA of Cylicostephanus goldi, 476 nucleotides long. Lineage: Eukaryota; Metazoa; Nematoda; Chromadorea; Rhabditida; Strongylidae. The record is from the annotation of a GenBank genome assembly.
AUGAUUAGUUACAUGGCGGAGUUAUCGUUGUUGAUGAGCCAUAUGAGUUGUGGGAAGUCGAUAAAAGAACACCCUGCAGUGUUCAGAGCUUCCAAACAUAGAACGAUUUUGGAGCGAUUGCGACCUAUAGAGCAGAAGAUGAAGUCUCAGAUUGAUAAGUUGUCGCAGACCGCCUUAAACAAUGGGGCAAAACAAACCUUGCGAGCACGACCUGAACAAAUGGAGUUUGACGAUGAUGAAGCGGAAUCAGAUGAAGAGGAAGAAGGUGGAAAUCAACCUAAAAAGAAGGAGAAAAAGUAUGUUCCGCCGAAAAUGGUGGCAGUGAGAUACGAAGAGGAAGAGAACGAGAAAGAGACAAAAGCAAUGGAGAGAGCGAAGCGGCGCGCUCUACAAAGCAGUCUCGUACAAGAACUUCGACAGCAGUAUAGUGAUGCUCCAGAAGAAUUCCGGGUAAGUAGCGACUAUAACUAUUGAUC